This is a messenger RNA of Prosopis cineraria, 1059 nucleotides long. Its product is annotated as protein PYRICULARIA ORYZAE RESISTANCE 21-like. The transcript has 3 exons. Gene Ontology annotation, molecular function: metal ion binding. The record is from RefSeq and is a predicted model, not a curated record. Bases 144 to 815 code for a protein of 223 amino acids. Lineage: Eukaryota; Viridiplantae; Streptophyta; Magnoliopsida; Fabales; Fabaceae.
CACAUUGGUAGAAAUGCUCUAAAAUAUAAGGCGGACCUUGCUUCGCUUUCUUCCACUCCAUCACUGUUAUUAUUACUUUCAAUUUCCACUUCCAUCAUCUUCAUCUCUCUCACAUCUGAGCUCCAUUUCCUCAUCAUUCAACCAUGACUAAAAAGGUGACAACAAUGAAGCUCAAGGUUGAUCUCCAGUGUGAGAAAUGCUCCAAGAAGGUCAAGAAUGUUCUCUGUCAAUUCCCUCAAAUUCAAGACCAGGUGUUCGAUGAGAAGCACGACCUUGUGACGAUUAAAGUGGUGUGCUGUAGCCCAGAGAGGAUUAGGGAUCAGCUUUGCUGUAAAGGUGGUGGUGCCAUCAUGAGCAUUGAAAUUGUCGAAUCAUCGAAGAUCGAAUGUCCUCCUGAGCCCAAGUGCCAGAAACCUGUUGAUCCGGGAAAGCCCAAGUGCCAAGAUGAAAACCCCACGACUGAACCCCUACCGUGCCAGCUGAAUCCACCGGUGAAACCGAUAACAGUUCCAAAUAGAACGUGUUGUGCUCCAUGCUAUGAAGGCUGGCGUAGUGGGCAAUGCCAUGAGGGUUGUGGUCCACCCAAGCCAGGACCAACACCCAUUCCGAACAGAACAUGCUGUGUUCCGUGCUAUGAAGGCCAUCAUGGUGGGCCAUGCUUUGAGAGUUAUGGUAGGCCUCCAACAUGUUAUGGAGGGUAUUUUUAUGCCAGGCCUGCUUGUGACAGCUAUGGUGGAGGACGUCAACCUUGCUACGUGAGCCGUUGUGAACAAUACGUCAACGAAGAUAACGUGACAGGAUGCACAAUAAUGUGAGCUAAAGGCUCAUUAUUGAUGUGGCCUUGUGUGGAGGAUAAUGAAUAACGAUAUAUUGCUAUAUAUAGAGUUAUAUAUAUGUGUGUUUUAAUUUCUUUGUUUAAUCAAAUUUAUGAAUUCUUGUAUGGAUCCUCAUGAGUCAAAUCAAAUAAAUGUUCUUUGUUUUUGUACUAAUAAAAAUAAUUGUUAACAAUGGUUCAUAUGAGGGGGAAAAUGCGGGUUGUUUAUAUAUGUUUUACAUUUU